Rotaria sp. Silwood1 is the source of this 828-nucleotide messenger RNA. The record is from the annotation of a GenBank genome assembly. Lineage: Eukaryota; Metazoa; Rotifera; Eurotatoria; Philodinida; Philodinidae.
AUGACUAAAUCAAUUUCAUCAGAUGAUAAUAAUGAAAUAUCUACAUUGAUAGUUCAAAAGAAUUCGUUAAACAAAAUCGAUGAAUAUUCAUUGAUAAACAAUGACCCAAUAGCAACUCUAGAUAAUAAUGAAGUUUAUGAAAAAAUUCGACCAUUAAAAACAGUAACAAAAACAUUCAAUGAAGAUCAAGCUCAUGGUGAUGAUACUCAUAUUGAACUAUCAAAAGAUCAAGAAAAUUUAUUGGAAUUAUUUUCACAUGAAAAUCAACAAAAUGCACAUUCAUCACAAAAACGAACAGAUAUUCCAACAAUGUCCAACGAAUAUUGUCCUAACAUGACCAUGGAAGUUACUGAUAAACCCAACGAAGUACUAAAGUUAGAUAAUGGAAAUAGAAUGACUCAAACUUAUCAUGAUCAAAAGGAAAAAGAACUUAAUUUCGAUGAUAUUUCAUUACAACAACAACGAUCACCUAUUGAUGUAUGUGAAUAUGAAAUAGAUUUAGGCAAUGGUCGCAUAACAAAAUCUAUUUCAUCUUAUCAAUCCGAUGAUAAACAACAACAACGAACAACAUCAAUUAUAUCAGCUGAUUCAAUCCAACCAACAACUACAUCUCGAAUACCAUUCACUAAUAAAUUUUAUAAACAACAUAUGUAUCCAAAACAAGAAACCACAAUUAAUCAUUGUGAUGAAUCGAAUAUUUUAUUCAAUUUACAUGAUUAUGUACAAGAAUCAGAAACAAAAUUUUCACUUAGAACAAUAACAAUUUUUAGUAUCGGUACAACGAUUAUUAUUAUUCUUAUGAUUGUCUUAAUAUUGUUUGUCUUUUGA